GACGAUCUGGCAUGGCUACUAUCCCUGUGAGGAUUUGCAUCUACGUAUAAAUUAAUGCGUGCUCUACACUAUCUACCGCGUCCUAAUGUGUGAGAAUAAUAGACAUUGUAGCCGGCUACUUCAAGAAUGGCCCGUUGAAAUCGGCAUUUGCCCCCCUCAUCCAGACACAUUCGAUCGUAAAGCGCACUGCGGUUUGAUUUUUCGUUUACAUGCCUCAUUUGUAUAGAGCGGCCUUUUUGCUUCUAACUGGAAGGAGGCUGGCCACCUAUUAAAAGCAACUGUCUGCCAUUAAAAUACAACCCUCGGCACUUUAUCGUUCUUGAUAAAUAUUACCUAGGUAUUCUCUCUUUUUUACUCUUCGUAAUGCCUGAUACUACAACUGCCCUCUAUGGUAGCUGGGAAAGCCCGCUGUCUGCAGCUGAUGUUGCGUCAACGUCAAAGUAUGUCGCUGAGAUCUGUAUCGACAAAGGCUCGCCCUCCCGUGUGUACUGGACCGAGUCUCGCCCAUCUGAGGGCGGGCGCCGCACACUGUUCAGCCAGGAGACCACUGACUUUGAUGGAGCCACCAUACGCGAGCUGACGCCCAACACCCAGUGGAAUGUGAGUUCGCGUGUGCACGGGUACGGUGGCUCGCCUUAUGCCGUUUAUGAUGACCUCAUUCUGUUAUGCAAUGCAAGCGACUGCGGUCUAUACCUAUUUGAUGCGAACUCUGCUCUGGCACCUCGCCGGAUUGCUCAGCAGGAUGAUAGGCUGUGGUAUGCCAACAUGGUCAUCCAUCCGUCCAAGAAGUUUGCUGUUGCUGUGCGCAAGGACCACCGCAAUGGCGACAUUGACGCCUUGGCUGUGCUGGUCGCCAUUCCGCUGCCCAGCGACCUUGAUGCCGACGAAUUUAAGCCGACCGAUGAUGUUGUGCUUUUCAGCCAGAGCGACUUUGUGUCGAGCCCUGUGUUCAGCCCCUUGAACGACGAGAUUGCAUUCUAUACUUGGAACCAUCCGAACAUGAACUGGGAUGCGACUACCCUGCACCGUGCCACGCUCUCGUUUGACGCAAGUGGGGUUGCCAACGGCCUUGAUAACCUGGCAAUUGUCGCUGGAGGCGAAGGUGACGUUCAGGAGAGCAUCUACCAGCCGCGUUUUGACAAUGCUGGCAGACUACAUUUCCUUGCAGACUGCUCGGGCUUCUGGAAUCCGUACUGUGUUGACAGCGACAGCAAGACAAACCAGUCACUAGCUGAGUGUGGUAGGGUACGAAAACUCCUGGUAAUAUGAUAAAGUGUCGGGAUUGGGUGUGUGUGGAUGGUGCUGGCCUCGAAACAGCAACCCAUUUCAAAACCACCAUACCAAAUCAACCAUAUAAAAGCUUGACUUCCUAGACCACCUGGUCCCGCCUUUUUCUCCUCAGUAAUUCUGAUCCCAUCUUAUUUUCCAUAAAAUCCGACAACACUUACUCUGGUGAAGGUUGACAGGCUGCUACUGAGUGAUCCAGUUGUGAGUAUAUUACCGCGUUGAUUAUGACGAAAGUAAAAUUCACUG
Molecule: messenger RNA, 1533 nt
Organism: Linderina pennispora
Lineage: Eukaryota; Fungi; Kickxellomycota; Kickxellomycetes; Kickxellales; Kickxellaceae
Exons: 1
Coding region: 364-1269 (301 amino acids)
Source: RefSeq, a predicted model, not a curated record